Linum tenue is the source of this 1518-nucleotide messenger RNA. The record is from the annotation of a GenBank genome assembly. Lineage: Eukaryota; Viridiplantae; Streptophyta; Magnoliopsida; Malpighiales; Linaceae.
AUGGCCGCAUCGGCGGCGGUAUCUCCACGGUCGCUGCUCUCUUCCUUCCAUCAAAGAUUCACCAUCACUGUUCCCGCCUUCUUAAAUCUUCCUGCCAAAAUCCCCAGGUGCAACUGCGGCAGCGGGAAGGUUCGCCUGUUCUUGGGGAUCCGCUGCGUACAAUCGGCGGAAGAAAUUUCCACCACCACGGGGAUAACGACCUCCGUUUCGGCGGAAAUCGGACGGCGGAAUGUAAUUGACAUAUUGGAGGAAAGAGGUUUGCUGGAAUCCCUCACCAGCGACAAUCUCAGGUCGGUUUCCUCCAAUCCAGAAUCUUCUCCACUUAGGGUUUACUGCGGCUUCGAUCCCACCGCCGAAAGCUUGCACUUAGGCAACCUCCUCGGCAUCUUAGUCCUCUCCUGGUUCCACCGCUGCGGCCAUAAAACCGUCGCGCUUAUCGGUGGCGCCACCGCCAGAAUCGGCGAUCCCUCGGGGAAAAGCCUCGAGCGGCCCGAGCUGGACGUGGAAUCCCUCGAGAGGAACACCUUAGGGAUAGCCAAUACCGUAACCAGAAUCCUGAAUUCGAGCAAUUCGACGACCUCUUUCGUGGUGAUGAACAAUUACGAUUGGUGGAAGGAGUUCAAAUUGCUGGAUUUUCUCAAACAGGUGGGGAGAUACGCUCGGGUAGGAACCAUGGUUGCGAAAGAGAGUGUGAAGAAGAGGCUUGAAUCCGAGCAAGGAAUGAGCUACACGGAGUUCACUUACCAGCUAUUACAGGGCUAUGAUUUUCUCUACCUCUUCCAGAACCAUGGAGUGAAUGUUCAGAUUGGAGGAAGUGAUCAGUGGGGGAACAUUACGGCGGGGACUGAUCUCAUCAGGAGAAUCCUUCAGCCGAAAGAAGGCGAAGGAGGGUUCGGCUUAACCUUCCCUCUCCUGCUCAAGAGCGACGGGACCAAGUUUGGGAAAUCCGAGGAUGGAGCCAUUUGGUUGUCCCCUGCAAUGCUGUCUCCUUACAAGUUUUACCAGCACUUGUUCUCGGUUCCUGAUUCCGACGUGAUCAAGUUUCUCAAGAUGCUGACUUUCCUCAACAUGAAGGUGGUAGAGGAGAUGGAAUUGCAGAUGCGGAGUCCGGGUUACUUGCCAAACACUGCACAGAAGCUGCUUGCAGAAGAGGUGACUCGAUUCGUCCAUGGUGAAGAAGGGCUUCAAGAGGCGAUCAAGGCUACCGAAGCUUUGAGGCCUGGAGCCGAGACUAAGUUGGACUGGAAAACGAUUGAAGGGAUUGCUGAGGAUGUGCCUUCCUGUUCCAUGGCAUAUAACGAAGUUGUCGAUCUGUCCGUCGUUGAUCUCUCAGUGUCUUCCGGUUUGCUGGAAAGCAAAUCGGCUGCUAGGAGGUUGAUGAAGCAAGGAGGUUUGUACCUAAACAAUAGCAGAGUUGAUCAGGAGAGUAAGAGAAUUGAGGAUGAAGACAUAGUUGAUGGGAAGCUUCUCCUUUUGUCUGCUGGCAAGAAGAACAAGGUUAUAGUUCGCAUUUCUUGA